GUAAUAUAAUCUACUUCCGCAUUGAACAGCCUCGUUUCCGUGUGUACGCAUAUUGACCGGCCGCGCCUCGAACUAAAUUUUAAAUCUAGUAAAGCAGCUCACAAAAUGUGCCCAAACUGACGAUUUUUUCCACUUUUCAGAAUAAGGGUACAGAUUAAGUCUUGCUUGAAUAAUGGCGACGAAUCUCAGCCAGCAGAAGUUGGCUGAAAAGCUGACAGUUCUCGUCGAUCGCGGUGUGGGAAUGCAGGCUCGACUGUACAACAUCAAGAAAGCAUGUCAAGAUCCACGAUCACGCCCAGCAUUUCUGUCCGAGAAGGCUCUGGAGCCGUGUCUGAAGAACAUUGUCAAGAAGUUUCCCCACACAGAGAAAAAUAUACAGGGUCAAUUAGCACCAAUCGAUCAGCGGAAAGCCGAAAUCCUGAAAGUGUUGAGCGUGUAUUACACAACGUUCAGAGACAUCCAUGAAUACACGGAUCAUGUGACCGAGCUUCUGACUGUUCUGUCCAGCUGCCAUGUCCAUUUUGACAUUACGGCCAACUUUGACAUGACGAAGAACUACCUGGAGUUGGUGGUCACUUACAUCUCCAUCAUGAUGCUGCUAGCCAGAGUCGAAGACAGAAAAGCCAUGCUGGGGCUGUACAACCAGGCGUACGAACUGGCCUACGGAAAGAGUGAGCCCUCUUUUGCCCGCCUGGGGACGCUUAUCAGCGAGUUUGACAGCCCUGUUAAGAAGCUGACGCAGCAGUUCGUUCCUUUGGAGAAGUGCGUUGCCUCAGCUUUGUUCUCCUUGCUCCAUCUUUACCCAAGACGCAACAUGAUGGCCGGCGAGAUGCGAUCCCAGGAGAUGCUCAGCUUAGUCUCCAAACCAGCGCUGCUCUUGAACCCUGCACAGAGCGAGACUAUGCGCUGUGAAUACUUGUCUCUGGAUACCAUGGAACGAUGGAUAAUCCUUGGUUUCCUGGUCUGCCCGACGCUCCUUCAGAGCAACGAGCGCGCUCACGCCCUCUGGAGGCCUGCCCUGCAAGGCGGUUUCUGCAUCACGCUUUUCCGUGAUGAGGUCCUUAUGUUCCACAAAUACAUCGAGGUCUUCUUCGACACAAUCAAGGGCUUUCACAAAAGGGUACUGGAGGUCAAGGAAUGCUGCAACCACGCGCUGCAACACGCAUCCACCAUUCAUCGCGACCGACGGAAGUUCUUGCGAGGAGCUUUGAAGGAACUGGUGACCAUCUUGUCUGACCAACCCGGUCUCCUUGGACCAAAAGCCUUGUACGUCUUCAUGGGCUUAGCCUUUGCCCGCGAUGAGAUCCUCUGGCUCGUCCGUCACGCUGAACAUCCGCAUCCCAAGAUGAAAUCCAAAUCCAACGUGGAGGAUUUCUUGGAUCCGUUGCUGCCUGAGAUGCUGUUCCACAUGGAGGAACUCCGAGCACUUGUGAAGAAGUACCAUCAAGUUCUUCAGCAGUACUACAUUCAGUAUCUGAACGGCUACGAUGCCAUUGUUCUCAAUAAUCUCGCUAAGAAUCUUCCACUGUGCUCCGAAGAUGAAUCGGUCAUUCUGUCGUCCUUCGUACAGACAAUGGAAAAUCUGAGCCUUCAACAAGUUCAGAACGGAGUCGUGUUUGACUUCCGUGGCUUCCGUCUAGACUGGUUCCGGCUGCAAGCCUACACUAGCAUCCGUAAAGCCACGCUGAUCCUGACCGAGAACCAUGAGCUGGCUCGGACCAUGAACACCGUAGUGUUCCACACCAUCAUGGUGGACGCACUGGAUGAGAUCCUCAACGAAACCUCCGACUUGAGCGUCUUCUGCCAUCGUAGCCGUUUCUUUGACCGCAUGUUUGAGAUGUGUCUGACCUACGCGUCGCAGGCUCGUUACGCCAUCGCGUUCCCGUUGAUAUGUACGCAUUUCAUCAACUGCACCCAUGAACUCUGCCCGGAAGAGAGAUACCACAUUGGAGACCGCAGCCUGACCGUCACCAACGCCUUCCUGGACAGACUAGCCAAGGAGGUUAAGGACGUGGUGACCAAGAUAUGCACGGAGCAGUGCAUGCUCAGUGACCAGCUGUUGCCAAAGAACGCAGCCCCACAUCUGGCCAAGAAUGAGCAUCUCAGACGCCGAAUCAAGGAGAAGGAUAAGAAGAAUAAGAACAUCCCUGAGCCUGCCGUGCCUGGAUCCGAGAGCUUUCGCAAGACCAGAGAGAGUCUUAGCGUUCAUGACAAACUUCACAUCAGCCUGACGGAGCUCUGCUAUGCCAUCAACUACACUCCCAAAAUCAUGGUCUGGGAGCACACGUUUGCUCCCAGGGAGUACCUCAUCCAGCAUCUGGAGGCAAGAUUUGCCAAAGCUCUCGUAGGAAUGAUGAUGUAUAAACCGGAGACCAACGAGAUUGCUAAGCCGUCUGAGCUACUGACGAGCGUCCGUACUUACAUGAAUGUCCUGCAGAGCAUAGAGAGUCAUGUUCACAUCGACGUGACCCGAGUGUUCAACAACGUCAUGCUGCAACAGACACAACAACUGGACAGCCAUGGCGAAAAGACGAUCACCAUGCUCUACACAAACUGGUACCUUGAAGUCUUGCUGCGGAGGGUCACCUCGGGUCAAAUCUGUUUCUCGCCUUACCAACGAGCCUUCAUCAGCCUGGCUCCGGACCCACAGCUUCCAUUCAACGCUGAGGAAUACACAGAUGUAACAGAACUGAGAUCCCUGGCCGAGUUGAUCGGAGCGUACGGCAUGAAAUUCCUUCACGAGAGCCUGAUGUGGCACAUUGCCAGCCAAGUCAGUGAACUCAAGAAACUUGUGACGGAAAACAAGGAUGUUCUUCAGCAGCUGCGGACUAACUUUGACAAGCCGGCCAUGAUGGCUGAACUCUGCGCACAGCUCAAAUCAAUUGAGAACCUUCUGACCAGACUCAACAUCAUCGGCGUGAUUCUGGCCUUCAAGUCACUCACACAGGAGGCUCUGUCAGAUACGCUGAAUCGUAGGAUCUCCUUCCUCUACAACUCCAUCACGGAUUUCCGGGAGCACGUCAAGGCGUCGGGCCUGGACGCGGGUACCGUGGACAUGCUCGCAUCCAGCGUUGGCUUGCCUUGUAAUGUGGACCCCGCCCUCUGCCACGCCCUGCAAGCGGAGAAGGACAUUAAUCCAACGGAGGACUACAAUACGUCUUGCCUGAUCAUGGUGUACAUCGCGGUCUCGUUGCGCGUUCUGGUUCGCAGCGAGACCACUGUCUACAGCCGGGUCUUGGACGCGCAUCCCAACAACUGCCACUGUUUCGCCAAGGCUAUCAAUGCCAUUGCGGGGUCGCUGUUUACUCUACACGGCCGCGGCGAUGUGGAACAGAGGUUGCAGGAAUUUUUGGCAUUGGCGUCAUCCAGUCUGCUUUCACUCAGUGGCGAGGCAAGCAAGCAGAUACAGCCCAAAGCCAAGGAAUCGCUCUAUCUGCUUUUGGACCAGAUUGUGAAGGAAUCACCGUUUUUGACCCAAGAUCUUCUGGAAUCUUGUUUCCCCUAUGUGCUUCUUCGAAACGCCUACCACGCUGUCUUGAAAAGGGAUUAGACCAGCCAAUCACAGUUAAUGUAAGAUACCAACUAACCAAUGAGAAGGACUGUUAUGUACAUGUACGUUUUUACGCACAUGUUGGCAGACAAGUUUUACAUCUGAAUAAUAACUGGAAAAAAAGCAGCCAAUAGCAAGGGCCGUUAGAUUUCAAUUGACCAAUGGAAAGUGAAAGAAACCAGCCAAUCAAAGGUCAUGUUAAAUACUAACUGACCAAUAGUAAUAUCUGUUACAUAAAGGUUCUGCCUUCAUACAUGUAACAUUACACAGAAAUUAUGGUGUUUUUUUUUAAGAUACCAAACAAAUCUCAGUAUUUACUCUAUAAUUAUAUUGGCAUGGAAUAACCAGCAAAAAAUACCCAUAAUAGGCCUAAAAUUGCUUUGUAAAUAUGUUUAAAAAGGGAUUGUUUACAGAGAAAACUAUACAAACAUGGUUAAAUGAGUAAUGCUUAUAUUAAGCUCAAUUCUUCUGUCGCGAUAAAGGUUGUAUCCAUUUUUUUAAUGUAAAUUUCACAAUUUCUUUUGUCUUCUUUUUAUGUACUUAGCUUUUCUGUACAGAAUGUAUUUACAAAUGAUUUGUAUCGCUGCAUGUUAGGAAAUACACACAUUUCUGCUUUUUUUAACGUAGGGAGAACAGGGCAUUUUCUCUUUGCAUAACCUUAGUUUAUUUAUGAAGUUGCAUCACAUUUCAUUUAUACUGUUUUUUUUUUAUAACCAAAUUAUGGAAAACGAAAGGAGAAUUUUAGGUAAGAUAUUAUAUAGAUAUUAAACAUUGUUUGAGGCGAGAUAGAAAAUUGCAUCGAAAACCCCUUCACUUGGAAGUAAAUUUUGUAGUUCCGUAGAUGCUGUGCUGCGUGUAUAUGGACCUCAAAGUUAUAAUUUAAUUUUGUAAACUUCCCAAUUUCAUAACACAAUUUAGAAAUAUAUUAAAGUGUACUUUCUUACAGCAUGCUUAUGCUAUGCUUAUCCAAGACUAAUAUUUUGGGAGGAGGAAUUUUUUUUUUUUUUUUUUUUUAAUGAUUUACAGGCAUGUAACUUUUCCUCGGAUCAGCUGAUUUCCUCUUUUUUUCACUUCCAAUGUGUGCCAUUGAAAAUAGAAAAACACUGUACAAAGUCUGGGAAAAAUUUGAAUUUCCUCUUUUUUUGUGAUUUCCCAGUUGCAUGCCUGGAUUUAGUCAGAUUAUAACUUAAGUUUAUUGGUGUACGAAAUAAUAGCUUGAUUGUACAAUUAAAUUUAUUAAUAAAUUGAGCAGAGGCGGCAGUUAUUUUAAGAAGGAAUAAAAUUGGGUGAAAUCUGGAGAAAAAAAAAGAUGACCGAAUAUUUAAAUUGAAAUACAGAGAUCAGAUAUGCAAUUAUACUAUAGAUUGUAUAAAUUUUUUUUGUAAUGAAUUUGAUCGCAACUGUCCUAUCUUUGCACGAGGGAAUUUUGGAUCAAAUAAUUUCACCUGUCGGCAACAAUUUUCAUAUUUUUGCCGAUUUUUUCAACUAUUUAUCCAAAUUUCAACUGUUACUUGCUGAUCUACCCAUGAACAAAAUAUAAUAACUCCGAUUUUGCAUAAAUUUAAUAAAUGAAAAUAGUGCUACUUUAA
Patiria miniata (bat star) is the source of this 5139-nucleotide messenger RNA. Its product is annotated as nck-associated protein 1-like. The record is from RefSeq and is a predicted model, not a curated record. Gene Ontology annotation, cellular component: SCAR complex. Lineage: Eukaryota; Metazoa; Echinodermata; Asteroidea; Valvatida; Asterinidae. The coding region runs from base 173 to 3550 and encodes 1125 amino acids. The transcript has 28 exons. Gene Ontology annotation, biological process: neuron projection morphogenesis; cell projection assembly; cell migration.